AUGAAUGUGGACUCAUCAUGUCUUGAUUUGUUUGUCGAUAUCAAUCAUAGUCUUUACUGUUCAAUGCCUGAUCAUCAUCAAGUAGUGAAAAGAUCAUUGCAUGAUGCUGUGAUGAACUCGAAUCGUGUUGCUGCUGGAACAGGUAUUCAAGGAUCGGACUCGAACCAACUAAAAAAUCCUCUUGGAAUCUUUGUCGAUAUGAAUUUUGAUUUAUAUGUGGCAGAUUGUAACAAUGAUCGAGUUCAGUUGUUUCAGUCAGGAAAAUUGAAUGGUAUUACGGUGGCUGGAAGUAGGUCACCGAAUUCAACAAUAAG
Adineta steineri is the source of this 314-nucleotide messenger RNA. NCBI's taxonomy places the organism in Eukaryota, Metazoa, Rotifera, Eurotatoria, Adinetida, Adinetidae. The record is from the annotation of a GenBank genome assembly.